Molecule: messenger RNA, 1000 nt
Organism: Erigeron canadensis
Lineage: Eukaryota; Viridiplantae; Streptophyta; Magnoliopsida; Asterales; Asteraceae
Product: transcription factor bHLH162-like
Exons: 3
Coding region: 61-726 (221 amino acids)
Biological process (GO): regulation of transcription by RNA polymerase II
Cellular component (GO): RNA polymerase II transcription regulator complex
Molecular function (GO): protein dimerization activity; DNA-binding transcription factor activity, RNA polymerase II-specific; RNA polymerase II transcription regulatory region sequence-specific DNA binding
Source: RefSeq, a predicted model, not a curated record
UGCUUCACAACAUUACUUAUUUUUCAUAGUUAAACCACUCUAGCUAGUACGAACUAAAACAUGGAGGGUGGUUGCAUCAAUGGUUCUGCUCUAAAAAUGUCGAAGAAACCAGCAAGAAAGGAUAUUGAGAAAAAUAGAAGGAACCAUAUGAAGUUUCUCACCUCACAACUUUUCUCUCUUAUCCCUACUCAUUACAUGUCCAAGGGAGGUGAUCAAGUGUCGGAUCGAAUGGAUAGAGCAAUAGAGUACAUUCAAAGCUUGAAAACCAACUUGGAAAUGAUCGAAAACAAGAAGGAGAAGCUAUUGAGUAGGAAGAGAUCACAUGAACACAUACAAACUAAUAAUUCGAGCAAUUCAUCGCAUGAUAUUCAAAUCCACGAAAUGAGUCAUGAUCUUGAUGUUGUUCUAGUAACGGGUUUGAAAAAUCAUUCAAGUUUUUGUGACGUUGUCCAAUUACUUGAUCAAUAUAGCGCUGAGGUGGCACUUGCGAACUUUUCAAGUUGUGGGCAUUCGACAUUUCACAUCCGUCAUAAAAAGAUUGAAGCCGAUGGUAUUUGUAAGAGAAUCAAGCAAAAGCUUGAAGGAUCUACAGUCAUGGAGUUCAAGGAAAAUGCGUCAUCAUUUUGGAGUCAACCAGAUUCAGAUUUAAGUGUAUGGGACUUUGAUGUCCAUUCCUUUAUGUGGGGAUUGGAGUUAGAGGUGUUGCCACCUAGUAUAUUUAGUUAGAGACGAUCGAAAACAGGAUCAGAUAGAACUUAGCUUUACAUGAGCAUAAGCGAACCAAGGAUUUCUAAGUUAAGGGGGUUUAGACGAAUAUGCUAUUCCAACAUUAUGUCAAAGUUCGUUUGUAACUGCGAGACAGAGGCACCCUUGUCUUUCGGUUUGACAGUCGUAUAGUUAGAUUCUUGCCGACGAUUCAAGCGAGUAACAUGAAAAUAUGUUAGCUAUAUGAUAAUAAUUUGUUAAUGUAUAAUAUUUAGAGAUGUUUCUUUUACAGUAA